This is a messenger RNA of Adineta steineri, 2427 nucleotides long. The record is from the annotation of a GenBank genome assembly. NCBI's taxonomy places the organism in Eukaryota, Metazoa, Rotifera, Eurotatoria, Adinetida, Adinetidae.
AUGUUUAAGUGGUUUAUAUUUGUUACUCUUCUGGGAGUAUUAUUUCUCACAAAUCCUUGUAAAGCCGAAGAUGAAGUUGAAACAUCAACAUCACUUCCACCAAAAGUUGAUGAUGAUAUAGGAAAACAUGCAGAUGGAUCAAAGACAGAUGAUGAAGUUGUUCAAAAAGAAGAAGAAGCCAUUAAAUUGGAUGGUUUAAGUGCUAAAGAAUUUCGAACAUUAGUUGAUGCAUCGGAAAAACAUGAAUUUCAAACAGAAGUUAAUCGUAUGAUGAAAUUGAUUAUCAAUUCAUUAUACAAAAAUAAAGAAAUCUUUCUACGUGAACUUAUAUCUAAUGCAUCCGAUGCACUUGAUAAAAUUCGUUUUCUAUCACUUACUGAUAAGAGUGUACUUGGUGAUAAAGAAGAAUUAACAAUACGUAUUAAAAUUGAUCGUGAUAAUCGAAUGUUACAUAUAACAGAUACUGGUAUUGGAAUGACAAGAGAUCAUCUUGUUAAAUUUCUUGGUACAAUUGCAAAAUCGGAUACAUCAGAAUUUUUAAAUCGAGUUCAAGAUGUACAAACAGAAGGUGGAUCAAUGAGUGAUCUUAUUGGACAAUUUGGUGUUGGAUUUUAUUCAAGUUUUCUUGUCGCUAAUAAAGUUAUUGUUACAUCAAAAAAUAAUGAUGAUGAUCAAUAUAUUUGGGAAUCUGAUUCAACUUCAUUUAAUGUUUUUAAAGAUCCUCGUGGUAAUACACUUGGUCGAGGAACAACAGUCAGUCUUCUUUUGAAAGAAGAAGCUGGCGAAUAUUUGGAACAAAAUACACUUGAUGAUAUUAUUCGUAAAUAUUCACAAUUUAUUAAUUUUAAUAUUUAUUUAUGGAAAUUUACAACUACUAAAGAACAAGUACCUGAAGAUGAUGAAGUUGUUACUGAAGAGAAAAAAACCGAUGAAACUGAUACGAAAUCAGAUGAAGAUGCUGCUGUUGAAGAAGAAAAAGUAGAAGAAAAGAAAAAGAAAAUGAAAACUGUUGAUAAAACUGUUUGGAAUUGGGAAUUAAUGAAUGAAAGUAAACCAAUAUGGCAACGAAAACCAUCCGAAGUAACCGAUGAAGAUUAUCUAGCAUUUUACAAAACAUUUAGUAAAGAAACUGAAACUCCUAUGAUUUACAGUCAUUUUACUGCUGAAGGCGAAGUAACAUUUAAAUCAAUUCUUUAUAUUCCAAAAAAUGCACCAAUGGAUUUAUUUACAAAUUAUAAUCGUCCAACUGAUGCGAUUAAACUUUAUGUUCGUCGAGUAUUUAUUACGGAUAAUUUUGAAGAAAUGAUGCCAAAAUAUUUAUCAUUUAUUCGUGGUGUUGUUGAUAGUGAUGAUUUACCAUUGAAUGUUUCACGUGAAACUUUACAACAAUCAAAAUUACUUAAAGUUAUUAAGAAAAAACUUGUACGAAAAGCUUUAGAUAUGAUAAAAAAAAUUUCUCCAGAAGAUUAUGAAGCUUUUUGGAAAGAAUAUGGUACAUCUGUAAAAUUAGGUAUUAUUGAAGAUUCAGCAAAUCGUACACGUUUAGCUAAAUUACUUCGUUUUACAACAUCAUUAUCAAAAAAUAAACAAAUCAGUUUAACAGAAUAUGUUGAACGUAUGAAACCUAAUCAAGAACAUAUUUAUUUUAUAGCUACAUUAUCAAUGGAUAGUGCAAAGAAAUCUCCAUUUGUUGAACGUACUUUAAAAAAAGGUUAUGAAGUUAUAUAUUUAACUGAUCCUGUUGAUCAAUAUUGUAUGCAAUCAUUACCUGAAUUUGAAGGAAAACGAUUUCAAAAUCUUGCAAAAGAUGGUCUUGAAUUAGACAAAUCAAAUGCAAAAGAAGAAGAAGAAAAAAAACAUUUAGAAAAAACUUAUCAACCAUUAUUAGUAUGGCUUAAAGAACAAUUUCGUGGAAAAAUUCUUGAAGCAAAAAUAUCCGAACGUCUUGUUAAAACACCCAUGGCACUUGUCGCUUCACAAUAUGGUUAUGAUGGAAAUAUGGAACGAAUUGCUCGUGCACAAACUUAUCAAAAAAGUGGUGGAGAUGCAACACAAAAUUAUUAUUUAAAUCAAAAGAAAACAUUAGAUAUUAAUCCACGUCAUCCACUUAUUAAAGAUUUACUUCGACGUGUUAUAGAUUCGAAAGAUGAUAAAGUUGCAAGUGAUUUAGCUACUGUUAUGUAUGAAGCAGCAACACUUCGAUCAGGUUUUGAUUUAAAUGAUUCAGAUGGUUUUGCUGAUCGUAUUGAAUCAAUGUUACGACGAGCUAUGGGUGUUUCAUUAGAUGAAAAAAUUGAUGAUGAACCACAAGAUGGAGAAGAAACUAAUAUAAAUCAAGAUGAAAAUAUUAUCGAUGGUGAUGAUGAUGAUGAUAGUACACAUACAAAAUCAAAAAAAGAUGCAGAUCAAGAACAUUAUGAUCUGUAA